Messenger RNA from Parus major (Great Tit), 1885 nucleotides. It is a transcript of the gene GFRA1, whose product is annotated as GDNF family receptor alpha 1. Gene Ontology annotation, cellular component: signaling receptor complex; external side of plasma membrane. Gene Ontology annotation, molecular function: signaling receptor activity. The transcript has 10 exons. The coding region runs from base 482 to 1885 and encodes 467 amino acids. Lineage: Eukaryota; Metazoa; Chordata; Aves; Passeriformes; Paridae. The record is from RefSeq and is a predicted model, not a curated record. Gene Ontology annotation, biological process: nervous system development.
CCCCGGCUGCGGGUCUCGUGUGUGCACCCCCCUCCCGCCCCCCGUGCGCUCUCGGUCCCUCCCUGGGAACAGGCGCUGCCCACCCAAGGAGGCGACCGGCGCUCCUGCCCCGCUGCCGCUCGCUCUCACACACACACAUACACACACACACACUCAUACACAUACACACACACGCACCCGUGCGUGCGCUUCUCGCUCCCGCACUGGAGUCAGUGCCUGUGCCUGCAGGUUGCUCAGACCUGAAAUCUAAGGGAAAAGCUCAGCGUUUGCGUCGCUGCUCCUGCAGCCGGUGGUGGUAGCGGUGAAGAGGAGAGAGGGUUGUGGGGUUUUUUUUGCUCGGUGGCUUUUUUUUUGGCCCCCUUGAAUUCAAUGGAUCUGAACUUGGAGCCUUUAGACGUCGGCGGUAUUGGAAUAUCUACAUGCUGAUCAUCUUUGUUGUGACACAUCAAGUCGUUUGGGGAAACCAUCCGAAGACAGCAAGAUGUUUCUCGUUCUCUUGUACUUCGCUUUGCCCUUAGUGGAAGUGAGUUCGCUGCCUGGAGGGGACCGCCUGGACUGCGUGAAAGCCAGCGAUCAGUGUCUGAAGGAGCAGAGCUGUAGUACUAAAUUCAGGACACUGAGGCAGUGUGUAGCCGGCAAAGAGAGCAACUUCAGCCGGGCCACGGGCCUGGAGGCGAAGGACGAAUGCAGAAGCGCCAUGGAAGCUCUCAAGCAGAAAUCCCUGUACAACUGCCGCUGCAAGAGGGGCAUGAAGAAGGAGAAGAACUGCCUGCGCAUUUACUGGAGCAUGUACCAGAGCUUGCAGGGGAAUGACUUGCUUGAAGAUUCCCCUUAUGAGCCAGUUAACAGCAGACUAUCAGACAUAUUCAGACUAGCACCAAUUGUAUCAGUGGAGCCAGUACUUUCAAAGGGGAACAAUUGCUUGGAUGCAGCCAAAGCUUGUAACCUAAAUGAUACCUGCAAGAGGUUCAGAUCUGCUUACAUAACCCCCUGCACCAGCAGCACGUCUAAUGAGAUCUGUAACAAGCGGAAGUGUCAUAAGGCCCUCCGGCUAUUUUUUGACAAGGUCCCCCCAAAGCACAGCUACGGGAUGCUCUUCUGCUCCUGUCGAGACGUAGCCUGUACAGAAAGGAGACGGCAGACUAUUGUUCCUGUGUGUUCAUAUGAGGACAGGGAGAAACCAAACUGCCUGAAUUUGCAAGAGUCCUGCAAGAAGAAUUACAUCUGCAGAUCUCGCCUUGCAGAUUUCUUCACAAACUGCCAGCCUGAGUCACGCUCUGUUAGUAGCUGUCUGAAGGAGAACUAUGCUGACUGCCUGCUCGCUUACUCUGGGCUCAUUGGCACCGUGAUGACACCCAACUACAUCGACUCCAGCAGCCUCAGCGUGGCCCCGUGGUGCGACUGCAGCAACAGUGGCAACGACAUAGAUGAAUGCCUGAAAUUUCUGAAUUUCUUCCAGGACAACAUAUGCCUUAAAAAUGCAAUUCAGGCCUUCGGAAAUGGCACUGAUGUGAACGUCUGGCAGCCAAUUCUACCAGUACAGACCACUACAGCCACAACUACAACAGCUUCCAGACUUAAAAACACAGGGUCAGAGACCACCAACAACGAAAUACCCUCCCACAAUGAUUCACCAGCAUGUGCAAACCUGCAGGCACAGAAGAAACGAAAAUCCAACGAAUCUGUAGAUACAGAGCUCUGUCUUAAUGAGAACGCUCUCGGGAAGGACAACACAGCGGGAGUCUCCACCAGUCACAUAUCCGCGGAGAAUUCCCUGGCUCUUCCUACCAGCUUCUAUCUAAGCACACAGCUCACCCUGAUGACUAUCAAGGAUGCCAGGCUUUUGUCUAAUGGUGAAUGUUCUCCCAGAGAGUGGACUUUAUGA